This is a messenger RNA of Arabidopsis lyrata subsp. lyrata, 1381 nucleotides long. RefSeq names its product 1-aminocyclopropane-1-carboxylate oxidase homolog 12. The transcript is spliced from 3 exons. The record is from RefSeq and is a predicted model, not a curated record. NCBI's taxonomy places the organism in Eukaryota, Viridiplantae, Streptophyta, Magnoliopsida, Brassicales, Brassicaceae. The coding region runs from base 62 to 1159 and encodes 365 amino acids.
AUUGCUGUUUCUUCUUAUAUAGCAGAAACCUUGGGAAGAGAGUUAGAGCAAAUAAACAAAGAUGACCAAAAACUCCAUCGAAUUCGAUCCUUACAUCGAGCGUAAAGCUUUCGACGAGACAAAACAAGGUGUAAAAGGCCUCGUGGACGCUAAAAUCACUCAAGUCCCACGUAUCUUCCACCACCCUCAGGAUAUCUUAACCGACAAGAAACCCUCUGUCUGUGUUUCAGACCUAGAGAUCCCUAUCAUCGAUUUUGCAAGCGUCCACGUGGACACAGCGUCACGUGAAGCCGUCGUAGAGAAAGUCAAAUAUGCGGUGGAGAAUUGGGGAUUCUUCCAGGUGAUCAAUCAUGGUAUUCCUUUAAACGUUCUUGAAGAGAUUAAAGAUGCAGUUCGUAGGUUUCAUGAGGAAGAUCCUGAGGUCAAGAAAUUAUACUUCUCGCGUGAUGACGCCAAUAAAAAAUUUGUGUAUAACAGUAACUUCGAUCUAUACGGUUCUUCGCCGUCUGUUAAUUGGAGAGAUUCUUUCUCUUGUUACAUAGCUCCAGAUCCUCCAGCUCCUGAGGAGAUCCCUGAGACUUGCAGGGAUGCUAUGUUUGAAUACUCGAAGCAUGUGUUGAGUUUAGGUGGUUUACUAUUUGAGCUUCUUUCAGAAGCACUAGGUUUGAAAUCAGAGACCCUUAAGAGCAUGGAUUGCCUGAAGACUUUGCUUAUGAUCUGCCAUUAUUACCCACCUUGCCCACAACCUGACCUAACUUUAGGGAUAACUAAACACUCAGAUAACUCCUUCCUCACGCUUCUUCUCCAAGACAACAUUGGUGGUCUUCAAAUUCUUCAUCAAGACUCUUGGGUCGAUGUCUCUCAUCUCCAUGGAGCUCUCGUCGUCAACAUUGGAGAUUUCUUGCAGCUGAUAACGAACGAUAAGUUUGUAAGUGUGGAGCAUAGAGUGCUUGCAAAUAGACAAGGACCAAGGAUUUCAGUAGCUAGCUUUUUCAGCUCAAGUAUGCGUCCAAAUUCCAGAGUUUACGGACCGAUGAAAGAGCUUGUGUCUGAAGAAAACCCUCCAAAAUACAGAGACAUAACCAUAAAAGAGUAUUCAAAAAUAUUUUUUGAGAAAGGUCUCGAUGGAACGUCGCAUCUCUCGAAUAUUAGGAUAUGAAAAAAAAAAAUGAAAAAAAACGCCAGAUUUUUCUUAAUGAGUUUAUUUGAAUCAAUUAUACUGUUUGUUUCUGACUCUGCAAUAAUUAAACCAAUGUACCAAAAAUAAGAAGAAUACUGUGUGUGUGUGUGUAUGUAUCACUUGUAAAAUGUUAUCAAGUGAUUUAUGUUGUAACUGAUAUCACUAUAGCUAUGAAGAUAUACUCUUAUCUAUUUACAGGAA